AUGGCUUCCCCACCAAAUGGCUCGGACCAGGAUCGCCGCCCUGCUGCGUGCACUCGUUCGCGCACUGGUCUGGAGAACAUGCUUCCGACCAGCUUCGGAAAGAGGGACAGGUCGAAGUCGCGCACGCGACCUGGUCCCGCUCCGCAUAUGAGCCGGUCCAUAUCGUCGGCCAUGACAGACAGCUUCGUGCUGGAUCACCGGGGCUCAUACCGUCCAUCACUCCAUGACAAUGACAAACAUGCUGCGAGCGCUUCGGAUCCUCGGAAGACCGAAGAGGAAGAGGGCCUCAUGCCGAUUUCGAAUUGGGCGCAUCUCAAUUUUCUCAAGAAUCAGCGCAACACGCUCCGCAACGAACUCAAGGUCCAAGCUCUUGCAGGUGCUGAGGCCAAACGUUCUGUCAGUUCGCUUCGCAGACUUGCCUUCCGCAUGGCCGUAAACAUCUCGGUCAAGGAGAGGCAGAUUGCAACCAGCGCAAAGAACUUGUCACAGAGUAGAACAGGGAAUGAUCUUCAAAGCAAAGAGGCCGAGACAAGGAUUGAGAGCCUGAAGCGGGCUUUGCGUGUGGAAGAAAAAAGAAAUGUCGAGGUUCUUGAGGCUUUGGAACACUCGACCCCAAAGCCCAAAUCACAGCAUCGUCUGCAACGCAGUCUCCUGUCUCCACCUCCUUCUCCACCCACGCAACUGUCUGAUUAUUCAGAAUCUUCCCUCGGCUCACCUAGAACUCCCACACGACCCACCACUUUUGAUCGGAGCCUCACACCUGGCUUAGAGUCACCCACUGAAAUUCGUACUUCAGACAGUCGCUUGAUACAAGCAAAGCGGGAUUGCGACCGUGCGUUGGCGGCAUGUCGGAGCCGCAUAACGGAGCUCCAGGAGGAGUGUGCACAGAGCAGAGAAAUCAACGAAUCUAUCUUGGCAUCUCGUGAUGAACUUGAGCACGAGAUCAAGGACCAUCAGUCACGCAUUGCGACUCUGGAGCGUUCAAGGGCUGCCAUGGAGGCAACGCUUGUAGCUACAAAGCAACAAUUGCUCUCAGUGAAAGAGACUGAAGAUCGACUGACGCAAGAUCUGAAUAACAAAGCCCAAGAAAUCCGCAAUCUCGAGCACAGUGACAAAGAUAAGCAGCAGACUAUCGAUAUCCUGCGAGAAGAGAAGCUCGCCUUGGAAAAGAUGCUUCAGAUUCGUGCUUCAGAGUUUCAAGAGCUUGAACAUCGUACAUCCAGUUUGGAUGCAGACACACGACUAUUACAGAGUAAGCUUGAGUCUGCUGAGCGCCAGGAAGCUUCACUUCAGGAUCGCUUCAACGAGAAAGAGCGUGCGCGGGAAGACUUGCAGAAGCGACUGGACCGAGGUACACGAUACAUCCAACUUCUCGAGCAUAAAGUACGACAUUUAGAGUCGGAUGCUGUGGAGAACUCCAAGUUGAAGACGCAACUGCAGGAAUCCAAAGAAGCCACCGACAACGCCAAGGCUGCUCUGGCCACACUUGCAUCUGAAGUGGUAACCUUACGACGCAAUCUCGAAACCGAAACGAAUGCUCACAAGCAAUUGAGUACUGAGGUGGAGACGAAUCGUGCAACCAUCUCACAGCUGAAGGACGAGCAUGCUAUCGCGCAAAGUACACUCGAGCAAGAGAGAGCCCUGCAAAGCGCACUUCGAACUGAGCUCGAAUCGACGCGUUCUCUAUACGAAUUAGCUUGCAACAACUUACAAGCUGCCGAGACACGCGUCCAAUCUUUGGAAAACCUGGAUCACGACAACCGUGAAAAACUCGAGGCUCUGCGUGAUGGCAAGACUUCUCUCGAGGCGGAUCUAAGGGAAGCACGAGAGUCACUCUUGAUCUUACAACAAGACAAAAAGGAUGGUGAAGCUGAGCUAAGUCGAAUGGAAAAAUCGAGAGCAGAGCUACGUGACAGAUUACAGACAUUGGAAGGACAAGUUGUAUCGCUUCAGCAGGAGCUUGAAGAUGCGCACAUUGCUGAAACAGCGAUGAAGGAGGCACACGCGAUGGACCUACAGAAGAACAGGACACAACUCACUGAGUUCGAGACCUCACUGCGUGUCUUGAAAGGGAUGCUGGCUUCUGCCGACCAGGCCAAACUGGACUUGCAAGAGGAGGUACAUCAUAUUCAAUCUUCCAAGGAAUCCACAGAACUUCAGUUGAUUGACGCGCUCCAAUCCAGGGAAAGUUAUCGGUUGAGAUGCGACAGUAUCGAAGAUCAGCUCAAGUCUAUCGAAAGUGAACGCACUAUGCUGGUGACGCGGGUAUCCCAACUCGAGAAUGACUUGGCCAACAGCUCUGUAGCUAAGAAUGCUCUAGAAGAGCGCCUAGAUGACGCAUCGGCGCGUCGUAAGGAGCUUGAGUCUCUCGUCUCAGAGCUGCAAUCGUCUCUCGAGGCUGCUCAUGAUGUGUCUUCCACACUUGAGGCAGCCUAUUCCUCGGCGCAAAGGGAUAGCGAAUCUUCUAGGGCACAGGUUGCAAACCUCCAUGAGCAACUGGAUGAGAUCAAAUUGUCUCGAGAGGAGGCAGAAGCAAGAUAUCAAGCCUCGAACAACUCCAACAAACUUCUCGAGGAUCAGCUUCUCGUCGCUAAAUCAAAGCUGGCAGAAGUGGAGAGCGAUUCAAACAGCAUCCUCACUGAGCUGUCAGCUGUCCGAAAUGAGCUGAGCCAGUACGAAAAGCAAAAUGCGGUCUUGACUACAAGCCUCGAAGCGCUGCAGAUGCAAUCUAAGGAUCAACAGGAAGAGCUGGCCGUCGCCAAAUCGCGUUGGGAAGCUGCAGAGCAAAGGGCGGAGACUCUCCAACUGAAGCUAUCGAUGGCAGAGGAGGAGAUUGACAUGACACGUCGAGAGAAGCUCAAGACAGAGGGAUAUCUCGAAGAAGCAAUUGAAUCCAACAAGGACCUUGAUAACAGUCUCCGUACUGCCAGACAGGAAAGGGCGAAUGCUGAGGAACGUCUUACAGCUGCACUUGGCUUGAGUUUGCAGGCCACGUCUGAGCUUGCAUCAACCCAAUCGAAAUUGUUCAACGCUGAUUCAGAAAGAGCUCACCUAGUCUCCACGUUGAAUGAGAAGGAAGUCGAACUCGAAGCUCUUCUCCAGUCCCGCGCAAAGAUACAGAGCCAGCUGAACGAGUCUGUGGCCCGGGUGACAACGCUGGAAGAAGAUCUACUGUCCACACGUACACAACUAUUGGAUAUUGAGUCUGAGAAUAGCUCUCAUGUUGCCGAGCUUUCUGCAAACGAAGAGAUGUUUGCCAGAUUGCGAAAGCAGGAGACCGACCUGAAAAAGCAGUUGGCGCAAGCUGUAGCCCAUAGUGCGAGUCUUGAAGAAGAUGCUGCACAUGCUCACAAGCGCGUCCUGGAGCUGGAACAGAGAACAGCAGAAUACUUGGCUCAACUCUCAUCGAGUAGUGCCGACACUGAAAUCUUACGCGCCGCUUACGCUCAGUCUGAAAAUCAUCUAAAGACAGUAACAGUGGACAAGGAUGAUCUGGAAAAAAAAUUGCGCGCUACAGCCAUGCGACUCGACAUUGCGGAAGUUGAAGGUCUCCGUAGUGCUACUGAAUUGCUCGAAGCUGAUCAUGUCCUUAAGAUACUUCGUGAAUCCAACGCGAAGCUGGAACAGUCAGAACAACAUCUAUCUGCACGCCUAGCAUCAGCCGAAAACGAUCUUCACACUGUUCGCGAAACGAACUCCCGUCUGGAGUCUAUUCUUGAGCGCGUAACAAAGGACAUGGAUCAGGCCGAAGCUACGGUCAAGGAGAGUAGUAGGCAGUUCGAAGAGUAUCUCACAGAGUCCCAGACAAAACUAGCCGAGUCCCAUGCAAAGCUAGACGCUGCGAGAAGCGCAAAGUUGAAAUUGAGAGAUCGUCUCUCUGAGAAGGCGAUUGAGAUGGAGGCGGUGACUGCCGAAAACCGGAGCUUACAUAAACAGGUUGAUGAACAGACAGUGGAGUUGGGCGAUCUCAAAAAAGGAAAAGCCAAGCUAGAAGAGGCUUUGUCUCUCAAAGAGAGCUACAUGAACGAGUUGCGAUCUUCAAGCGACAAGAGGAUACGAUCUUUGAAUGCUGCCUACAAUGGGUUGAAAAAGGAGCACGAGGAGCGCGCACAUCAAACACGGCCUACUGUUGCAAGGAACAGUACAAGCCGACUCGAAGCCGAAUUGCGAUCAAAAGACGCGGAAAUCGAGAAGAUGCAAACCUCGAAAGACUCGUACGCCGCUUUAAAACGAGAGGUCGAAUCACUGCGAGAAGACAAGAAGGCGUUCCAGAGGCUUGUGGAACAACUCCAGGAGAAAGUUGAGCAGCUUCAAGUUUUAGAAGAAUGGGUGGACCCUAUUCACAUCGGUAGUCCAAAUAGCUCGCGUCACAUCACCAUCUUGGAUGAUACAUUCUACUCGUUGCCAUCGAGUCCUUCGACAGGGCAUACGAAGAGUCCUCGACCUGAGAGCAUCUUCUCUAUGGGACACCAAGGAGAUAGGCCACCAACACGCGCAAGCCAGCAUUCUCACGACGAAGAUCUCGACGGUUGGGCUCAAGAAGUCGAGCACGUACGUAUGUUGAGAAAUGAGACUGCAAUACAGCUCCGCGACCUGAGAAGAUCAAAACAUGACCUCAAGAAAGAUCUCAAGCACACAGAAGCUGAGCUCCACCGGCUAGAAAAGGAGCACAAGGACAAACGCUAUAGAAACCUUCUCAAAAAAGGUCACCGUCCUACAACACCAUUCCGCUCACCAGCCCUACCAUCGGAACCGUUCGACGACCACACCUCCCACGUUCCGCCAACAACACCAAUCCGCCCGCGCACCUCCUCUGGCAUUCCCAUCACAGCCAAAUCAGACUUCAGGCCCGGCCACAAAUCCCGACACAGCACAAUGGACAUGCCACAAGACAUGUUUGCAUCAUCGCCCGACUCUGAGCAUAGACGUUGGCCCACGACGCUCAGAAAUCCACACGCAACAAGUCAGCGCCCCGGCACGGGUCAUAGCUUGAGACAGAGGCUUAGUCACCGGCAGACGACGAGUGUAAAAGAAGAGGAGCAUGGAGGGAAAAGGAGGUGGAGUUCUGGUAAGGGGAGUUAA
Molecule: messenger RNA, 5082 nt
Organism: Plenodomus lingam JN3
Lineage: Eukaryota; Fungi; Ascomycota; Dothideomycetes; Pleosporales; Leptosphaeriaceae
Source: RefSeq, a predicted model, not a curated record